Glycine soja is the source of this 1144-nucleotide messenger RNA. RefSeq names its product probable calcium-binding protein CML36. The record is from RefSeq and is a predicted model, not a curated record. Gene Ontology annotation, molecular function: calcium ion binding. The coding region runs from base 121 to 780 and encodes 219 amino acids. The transcript has a single exon. Lineage: Eukaryota; Viridiplantae; Streptophyta; Magnoliopsida; Fabales; Fabaceae.
UCGUGGAAGGUAGCAAGGAGUGAGAAAUGGACCUUCCAUGGUGCCCCCAUUUAAUCCCUCCAGCUUUCACUCUCUUUCCCCUCAACCCCCACUCUCCUCUUCUCUUCUUUUCCAAAAACAAUGAAGCUCAUUAGCACCAUCAACCCCAAAAACCUCAAACUAAGCCCCAAACGCUUCUUUCGUAAAAAGGAACCAUCUUUAGUCUCACGCUCCGACCCGCCUUCUUUCGGAUCCGGAUCCUCUUCCGUUGACUCUUCCACCGCAAAUCACAAACCUUCCGCCGGUAACCAAACUCCGACCAGCGUUCUCCCGGACGUCUCCGGCGAGUGGUCCGAGGUCGCCACCGCCGCCGUUGACGUGCGGUGGGACCUCGCGCAGGCCUUACGCCUCAUCGAUCGCGACAACGACGGCGUCGUCACGCGCCAGGACCUCGAGUCGCUUCUCACGCGCCUUGGCGCGUCGCCGAGCCCCGGCGACGUGGCGCUCAUGCUCGGCGAGGUCGACGGCGACGGCAUCACGGUUGAGUCUCUCAUGAGCUACGUCGGGUCGGGUCUCGAAACUGGGUCGGAUCCCGACGAGCUCAAAGAAGCCUUCGAGGUGUUCGACACGGAUCGAGACGGGAGGAUCUCGGCGGAGGAGCUGCUUAGGGUUUUCAAAGCCAUCGGCGACGAACGGUGCACGUUAGAGGAGUGCCGGCGCAUGAUAGAGGGAGUGGACAGAAACGGGGACGGGUUCGUCUGCUUCGAGGACUUUUCUCGUAUGAUGGACCUGCAGCGGUGAUGAUGACGUGGUUGUGAUUGUGAUGAUGUCAGAUGAUGAUCAUGAUCAUGUUAUGAUGAGACGAUGUGAAAAAAUAUAUAUAAGAAGGAAGGCAACUUCUCCAAUUUUUUUUUUUAAUCCCUUCUGUUAUUUUCUGUUUGUUAUUAUUAUUUUAUUAAUUUUUUUUCUCUCUUUUAAUUUGGGUGUAAAAUUUUCAAAGGCGAAUGUGCAAAUCCACUGAGAAAAUGCGUUCUGAGUUGAAUACUUGAAUGAUGCAUGUGAUUGGGGGGGCAAAGAGAAAAUAUCUGAAUAUAUCUAACGUGGCUUUAAGCUCUGAAAUUAAUGUAUGUGGCAACAAGCAGAACCCCUUUCUGGAUUUUUCUUA